Messenger RNA from Glycine soja, 1347 nucleotides. RefSeq names its product E3 ubiquitin-protein ligase RNF4-like. The record is from RefSeq and is a predicted model, not a curated record. The transcript is spliced from 6 exons. The coding region runs from base 267 to 884 and encodes 205 amino acids. Lineage: Eukaryota; Viridiplantae; Streptophyta; Magnoliopsida; Fabales; Fabaceae.
AAGAAAUACGUCUGAAAGGUAAAAUAAAUUUGAAAACUGAGUUUAGCACGUGCGAAGUGACGUUUGGCAGGCGUUGGAAGCGCGUGGGCGGGUCUGAACCCGGGCGGUUCAUGUUUCCGUUCACAACAGUGUCAAUGUCUUCCUCCCUUCUUUUCCCUUUUAAGUCGUCAUAGCUUUCCCUUCCCUUCAAUUUCUCCUCAAACCCUACCUUUCUCCGCGUCGUUUCGCAACCGACUGCAUCUUGGAUACGGGAACAGUGUGCCAAUAUGAGCUCUCGGGCAGGCAAGGGACCUGCUAUCAGAAGUUACCGGCGGAGAAAGACAGCUUUGGACCUUGACCUUAACCGUUUACCGGCUGGUGAGAAUCGUGAGCAGGAGGGACCUUCAACUCAGGCGGUGCCUCAAGAAAUUCAACUUGAACAGCAGCCACAGGUUACUCAACCUCCGAUGAUUGACGUGGAAGCCAUUGAUGAUGAUGUUGUUGAAUGUACCCCAAGGGCUUUUGCUGAGGCUAAAAACAAUUCAAGAAGAAUUCGUAGGAGGACUGUAGUUGAUAUUGAUCUAGAAGAUCAGACUAGGCGCAACAAACGCCGAAGAGAAUUGCCAAAUCUGAUUAUUAAUUGUGAUAAGUAUAUAAAUUUGGAAGGCAGUAGCAGUUCCAUGGGGGGAAGUGUUAAAAAGACACCCGAACCUCCAAAGGAGCUUGUCUUCAACUGUCCAAUAUGUAUGGGCCCUAUGGUACAUGAAAUGUCAACAAGAUGUGGUCAUAUUUUUUGCAAGGAUUGCAUCAAGGCUGCUAUAAGUGCUCAGGGUAAAUGCCCUACCUGUAGAAAAAAGGUUGUUGCGAAAGAUCUUAUAAGGGUGUAUCUCCCAUCAACUAGUUGAAGGAUUUCCAUGGAAGCUGUAUUGAGGAGAAUGGGGAAUUGAAGAAACACCAUUGUACUUUGGACAAUACUGAAUGGCUGUGUUGUUUCUAAUAUGUUCCCCAUGGCAGAUGCUUAGUCUGUUGUUGAGUAGCUGUUUCUCUUACUUAAUUUAUCAUAUUAAUACAUGAUGACAUUUGGUAUAGAUAUAAUUCCUUGAUCAGCUUUUUUUAGCUUUCAUGUUGUGAAAUCUCGGUCUUUUCUUUUUGGUGACAAUAUAUGGCGAGAGGCCAAUCAUGACCCAUUCUUGAGUGUGGGGAUUUUGUAUGUAUCUUCAUAAAUUCACUGAUAGGAUUUCUUUUGCUUCGUUGUUAGUGGCUUAGAGCAGCAGGUUGCCAGUGUGACAACUGUUUUGCAGUACUAGUCCAGCGUGUUUCGUUUCAGUUAACAUGAUAUUUGCUGGUUAAAUACUAUUUUUUUAUCAA